GCCGUUUCGCAAAAUUCGCAAAAUCCCCAUCAGCUGAAACCCUAGCCGCGACCCGCAUCUAAUUUGAGCCCGGUUCCACCAGCGACAUCUCGCCGGAGACGCCGCUGACCCCUCGACGGAACCGACGCCUUCCACCGCCUACGCGGACCUUACCGUCGCGCGAUCCAGGUUUCGAUGGCCGCAUCGUCCCCGGCCUCCAGCGGCAAGGCUGCGAGCGAUUCCUCCGCUCCUCCGGCCCCUUCCCCCGUGGUAUCCAAUGGCAAUGGAACGCCGCAGAAGCCGCCCCCCGUCGCCGGAUUCGACAUGCCCAAGCCCAACCUCCGCGGCCUCAACAAGCCCAAGUGCAUCCAGUGCGGCAACGUCGCCCGCUCCCGGUGCCCGUUCCAGUGUUGCAAGAGCUGCUGCUACAAAGCUCAGAACCCUUGCCACAUUCAUGUUCUCAAACAGAACAACACAUUGCCAGAGAAGACACCACCAGCUCCUAUCCCUUUGUCAGACCAACCAUCUACCAAUUCACCUUUAACAGGUUCUUCGUCGAGGCUGUCUUCCCUACAAAAGCUUCCCCUUCAUUUUCUGAAUUCAAUCCGAACAAGAAAGUCCCUUGCCAAGAAGGACAUUGCAAGCAUAAACAAGUGGAGGUUUAUGAAGCUAAAGGAACAUAUGCAAGGAGAUAUUGAUGUUGAAAAUGAAGCAUAUGAUAGGUACACACAGAAUAUAGGAUUGCUGGAGGAAACGUUCUAUCUCAAAGAAGAUUCUGCUGGUGAACAUGAAACUGAAGCAACUUCCUCGGAAGAAAUGAUGGAAAUAAUGGUCUCUGAGGCAAAGGUGAGGUUAAAAUCUGAUUGCGCAAAUGCAGCUGGCUUUAAAGAGAGGAUUGCCACUGUCUUGGACCAGAAGCUGAAGAAAUUGCAAGAGAGGAACAGUGCCUACGAGGAUGACAACUCCUCUGACCAAAAUCUAGAUGACCAUACGAAGCCUGUGAAGUUGAACAUAAAACAGCAAACAGUGAGAAACGCGAAAACAAACGAGCUGCUUGGUAAGUUAACAAAAGCACAGAGUGAGGAUGAUUUGAAGCCUUGCCUCAGUAUCAUGGCGCAGCUGUUUGGGAAGGAGAUUGCUUCCUCCUCCAUGGGCACAUCAAACAAGUCAAGCGACCAAGAAUCAACCCCUGCAGUUGCGCCCUCUUAUUCAUUUCCGAAGCUCACAACUAGGCUGGAGGUAGACGAGAACAUGAUGUCUAAGAUCAACGAGUUAUAUUCUUUGAGUCAGGUUGUUCAGCUGUAAUCUGGGACCUGGACUGGUCCUAUGCCUCCAAACCCCAGAGGCAUGUCGUGAAUACAAAAUGUGGACUGGUUUCUUGCUGUCUGAUAACGUCAAAACGUAUCCAGUACUGUUUAUCUAGUGUUUCUGUACUGUCUUGAAUAAUGUGAUGAACUGUUUCCAACGAAGUAAAAAAAAACACCAUGGGAGCAAUGGAGUUUUUUUUUAA
Triticum aestivum (bread wheat) is the source of this 1489-nucleotide messenger RNA. RefSeq lists its product as uncharacterized. The record is from RefSeq and is a predicted model, not a curated record. The transcript has 5 exons. The coding region runs from base 175 to 1284 and encodes 369 amino acids. Lineage: Eukaryota; Viridiplantae; Streptophyta; Magnoliopsida; Poales; Poaceae.